Messenger RNA from [Candida] anglica, 1907 nucleotides. The record is from the annotation of a GenBank genome assembly. Lineage: Eukaryota; Fungi; Ascomycota; Pichiomycetes; Serinales; Debaryomycetaceae.
GGGCAAGUAUAUCUAGAAAGUUUGAUUCCUAUAAUUCAAAAAAAAACAAACAAACAAGAAUGCAGUUGUGAGAUAAAAUAAAAUGAGACAGCUUGUUGACAGAGCAAACGGAAUGAAGAUGCCUCUUAAACCUUAUCCUGCCAAAGUUGACUCGAUUCAUCAAUUCUUUUUUUUUUGUUCCUGUGAUUAUGCUUACCUGCAGGAACUGACUCACUCACUACAUCCAUUGAUAAAGUCCAAACUACGCCACAGUUUUUCAAAUAGUAACGAAAGAAAAUUGAUAGUAAUAAUUAUAUUCUGAGCCAUAUGUUCACAACGAAUAAACAUUUCGCAUUGUAUUGAGAAUUGAUCUUCACUUUAAAAGAAAAAAUUCUAAAAAAACAUAUUGAAACCAGGUUGAAAAUGCCAGCAACUAGAGCAGUCAACAAAACUUUUAAGGACGUUACCGAAGAACAACGAGCAGGUAACCAUUACGCAAGACUUGUACCAGGACAAACCAUUGUAGAAAUCCCUGAGUACCAAUUAGAAUGUGGAGAAACGCUUAAAAAUUUUCCUGUUGCAUACAAGACGUGGGGUCGUCUCAACGAAAGAGCUGACAAUGUCCUUUUGAUUUGCCAUGCUCUUACUGGGUCAUCGGAUGUGCAAGAUUGGUGGGGUCCAUUAUUGGGUACCAACAAGACAUUUGAUCCACUGAGAUUCUUUGUGAUUUGCAUCAACUUUUUGGGUUCUCCAUAUGGAUCAUGUUCUCCAGUUUCUAUUGAUAAGGCUACCGGGAAACCUUACGGCCCACUGUUCCCAUUGGUGACAGUUAAGGAUGAUAUCGGGAUUCAAAAGUUGAUUUUAGACUCGUUGGAGGUGAAAAGUAUUGCCAGUGUUAUUGGUGGAUCCAUGGGUGGGAUGAUUGCAUUGGAAUAUUCAGCUACAUACAACGAUUCCGAUUAUGUACGUUCCGUCAUAGCCCUUGCCACAUCAGCAAGAGCUUCUGCAUGGUGUAUUCUGUGGAAUGAGACGCAAAGACAAUGUAUUUUCAGUGAUCCAAAUUAUGAUGAAGGUUACUAUUUCGAAAACCCUCUGGGUGUAACACCCAAGUCAGGAUUGAGCGCUGCAAGAAUGACAGCCUUAUUAACGUAUCGUUCGAGAAACUCUUUUGAAACUAGAUUCGGUAGAAAGCUUCCUAGCACUCUGAGUAUCCCACCAAAGGAAACCAUUUGGUAUCCAAAGACAAAAGAUGAAGAAAAUUGGUUGUUACACAACGAGGGUACUCGUUGUACCGAUAAGGAUUCAUCAAAGAAGAGUUCACCUUCAUUAACGUCAUCACCUAGAAACUCGCUGUCCGAUAAGCCACAAACUUAUUUCACCGCUCAAUCUUACUUGAGAUACCAAGGAACUAAGUUUGUGAAUCGUUUCGAUGCCAACUGUUAUAUCCUGAUUUCAAGGAAACUCGAUACUCAUGAUAUCACCCGUAAUAGAGUGGAAUCUUCGGGCAUUGAAGGUACUCCACAGGAUCCAUUACCACCAUUUUUGAGUACCCUUCAAAAGCCUCAUCUUGUGGUUGGAAUCCAAUCAGAUGGUCUUUUCACAUAUUCCGAGCAACAAGUUCUUGGUGAACACAUUCCAAAUGCAAUCUUGAAGGAAUUGGAUUCACCUGAGGGUCAUGAUGCAUUCCUUCUUGAAUUUGAAAUUGUGGAUAAUUAUUGUACAGAGUUUUUGAAACUGAAUCUUCCAGAAUUAUUUGAUAUUGAUGAAAAGGAUCUUUUCAAUGAUUGGGAAGAUUACGUUGUUUCUACUGACAAUGGAGGAGAAUCUGUUUUCGGUGAAGCUGAAAAGAAUAUCACCAAUUGGUAGUACAAAUUAGCAUAUAUAUAUAUACGAUAUAGAAAGAACCUUGAAUAUAGACUGAGACACUA